Molecule: messenger RNA, 1335 nt
Organism: Galdieria sulphuraria
Lineage: Eukaryota; Rhodophyta; Bangiophyceae; Galdieriales; Galdieriaceae
Product: amino acid transporter, AAAP family
Exons: 2
Coding region: 54-1283 (409 amino acids)
Biological process (GO): amino acid transmembrane transport
Cellular component (GO): vacuolar membrane
Molecular function (GO): amino acid transmembrane transporter activity
Source: RefSeq, a predicted model, not a curated record
AAGUCUAGGACGUCUAUGGGAAUGAAGAGGAGCACUCGAUAAGGUACAAAACUAUGUCUUGGGUGAAAUGUGGUGUGGUUAUGAUUGCAGAAACUAUUGCUUUGGGGGUAUUAUCGUUACCUAGUGUGCUUUUAACUGUUGGUAUGUUACCUGGUAUUUUGCUCAUUAUUGGUUUGGGUGUUAUUGCUACGUAUACUGGCUAUAACUUGGGCCUUUUUCGUCUGAACCACCCUACAGUUUGUAAUAUGGCAGAUGCUGGUGAGAUAUUAUGGGGACCAUUUGGAAAAUAUCUUCUUGGUGCUGGUCAAGUUAUAUUUUUAGUCUUUAUAUGUGGUUCACACUGUUUGACUGGAGCUAUUGCAAUGAACACUUUGACGGACAAUGCGACUUGUAAAGUUGUAUGGGCUCUUAUCACUGGUGUUGUUGCGUUCUUUUUAACUCUUCCUCGUACACUUGACCGCAUUAGUUAUUUGAGUUUUGUUUCUUCUGCCAGUAUUCUUACUUCAGUUUUUAUUACAAUAAUUGGAACUGGUGUUGAAAGUGCUCCAAAUGGAGCUCCAGCUAACCCACACAUUAUAGUGAAUACAACUACUCCUGCUAGUUUUUACAAUGCCUUUUCAGCAGUUACUGAUAUUAUUUUCGCCUAUGCAGGUCACUUGGCAUUCUUUAAUUUUAUUUCUGAGAUGAAGAAUCCUCGUGAAUAUCCAAAGUCAUUGUAUCUUUUGCAAGCAGUUGAUAUUACAAUAUACACCCUUGCUGGUGCAUUGGUUUACAAGUUUACUGGACAAUACACCUUGUCACCUUCUAUAUCUAGUAUGAGUAUUACUCUUCGAAAGGUUACAUAUGGAAUUGCUAUUCCUACUAUUCUUGUUGCUGGUGUCAUCAAUGGACAUGUUGCUGCCAAGUUUAUAUUUACUCGAGUAUUUCGUGGUUCUCGUCAUUUGCAUGAGCAUACUUUGAUAGGAUGGGGUACAUGGGUUGGUCUUUGUGCUUUAGCAUGGAUUAUUGCAUGGAUAAUAUCUCAAGUUAUUCCUGUUUUCAAUGAUCUUCUUGGUUUAGUAGCAUCAUUAUUUGCUUCACAGUUUACAUAUGGUUUGACUGGCUAUUUUUGGUUGUUUGACAACUAUGGCAAAUGGCGAAAGCGUCCCAUUUUGGCGAUUAUUAAUGCUUUAGUCUUUGCCUUGGGCUUAACUAUUCUUGGCCUUGGUAUGUAUGCCUCUGUGAAGAGUAUUAUCGUUUCCUAUCAAACUGGUCAAGCAAGUACUCCUUUCAGUUGCUCUUAAACUAUAGAGCUCUUUUGCAAGUUUGCAUGAAAUUAAAGUUGAGUUGCUUUAC